ACUGCCACACUUUCCAUCAGCUGUUCUUAACACGCAGUAGUCCGUGUUAUUUUCGGUUCCCUUCGAAUUUCACAACAAUUGGUCUGGUUAUUGAUUUAUUUGAGUGACAAUUACUGAUUCAAGAUGUCUCUGGUGCGAAACUCCUCCCGGUUGCUGCGAUCGCAGUUGAAGCGUGUGCAGAGCGUGCCGGUGGCAUUGUAUCACGAAAAUGUCGUUGAACACUACGAAAACCGCAACGUGGGAUCGCUGGACAAGAAGGAUGUCACAGUCGGCACUGGUCUCGUUGGAGCACCCGCCUGCGGCGAUGUGAUGAAACUGCAGAUCAAGGUGGACGAGAAUGGCAAGAUUGUGGAUGCCAAGUUCAAGACCUUCGGCUGUGGGUCGGCCAUCGCCAGCAGUUCCUUGGCCACCGAGUGGGUGAAGGGAAAGUCCAUCGAUGAGGCCGGCAAACUAAAGAACACUGACAUCGCCAAGGAGUUGCGCUUGCCUCCCGUCAAGCUGCACUGCUCCAUGCUGGCCGAAGAUGCCAUCAAGGCCGCCCUAGCGGACUACAAGGUCAAGCAGCAGAAGAAGGAGGUGGCCAACUGAGGGGUAGAACGGAAUCUGUGAAUGUAGUGGAGCGUAUCUCUGAACAACUACUAAAAAGCAACUAUAAGUAAUCUACAAUACAAUACAAUACCAAUACUAUAUAGAUACUUGGCAUUAGGUCGUAGUAUGCAAUUAUUCGCUAGAGCUCUGAGAGUGAUUGGCCGAGUGACUGCUGAUAAGUGCUUAGGAAGUAUAGAAUUCGACAUUCAUUGAUUCUGACGGAUAGCUGGAACUGAUCUUGUAUGAAUGCAUGUCCAAGUGCGAAUAUUUAAGGGGAAUUCUAUGUAGUCCCAAGAGCUAAUUAAAUUUUCUGUUCUGUUAUGCAAAAUAUAAGCUUGCUUCGAAGAGAAAUAAAACGUUCCCGUUGGAAUAAAAAUACAUACAAA
Messenger RNA from Drosophila rhopaloa, 974 nucleotides. It is a transcript of the gene IscU, whose product is annotated as iron-sulfur cluster assembly scaffold protein IscU. Gene Ontology annotation, molecular function: 2 iron, 2 sulfur cluster binding; ferrous iron binding. The record is from RefSeq and is a predicted model, not a curated record. Gene Ontology annotation, cellular component: cytoplasm; mitochondrial matrix. Gene Ontology annotation, biological process: iron-sulfur cluster assembly; intracellular iron ion homeostasis. NCBI's taxonomy places the organism in Eukaryota, Metazoa, Arthropoda, Insecta, Diptera, Drosophilidae.